UCCAUUUCGCUUCAUUAGAAGAGCCCAGACGUAAUUCGAAAUAAUAAAGAAGCUCGAUUUCUCGCUUACCUUCUCUUUCCCAGAUUCUCGAAAUUAGGGUUUCUCCAGUUCCUAAUCUUAUAGAAAUCCCCAUUUCCUUCUCUCUCGUCCAUGAUUUAGGGUUUCUGCUUCGCCUUUCUCUUUCCUCACACAUCGAUUUCUGAAAACCCUAGGGCUGAGAGGCCGAAAGCCUGAGAUCGAUUCGGCGACGGCGAUUAUUCCGAUUCCGAUUCAGCCAUGGCGGAGCACUUGGCGUCGAUCUUCGGUACCGAGAAGGACAGAGUGAACUGCCCGUUCUACUUCAAGAUUGGAGCUUGUCGUCAUGGCGACAGGUGCUCGCGUCUCCACAACCGACCCACAAUUUCUCCGACGCUCCUCCUCUCUAACAUGUACCUGCGACCGGACAUGAUCACCCCAGGCGUCGACCCUCAGGGACAGCCUCUAGAUCCCCGUAAGAUCCAGGAACACUUCGAGGAUUUCUACGAGGACAUAUUCGAGGAACUCAACAAGUUCGGCGAGAUCGAGAGCCUCAAUGUGUGCGACAACCUCGCUGACCACAUGAUUGGUAACGUUUAUGUCCAGUUCAAGGAGGAGGAUCAGGCUGGUGCAGCGUUGCAGGCUCUGCAAGGGAGAUUCUACUCCGGUCGACCCAUAAUCGCGGAUUUUUCUCCGGUGACUGAUUUCCGUGAAGCUACUUGUCGGCAGUACGAGGAGAACAACUGUAACCGUGGUGGGUACUGUAAUUUCAUGCACGUGAAGCUUGUUUCGCGGGGGCUGAGGAGGAAACUCUUCGGGAGGUACCGAAGGUCGUACCGGAGGGGAAGCAGGAGCAGAAGCAGGAGUAUAAGUCCCCGACACAAGAGAGAUCAUGACAGGCGUGAUCGCCAAAGGGAUUAUGGGGACCGAGAGUUCUACCGCCACGGAAACGGGAAACGGAGCAGCGACAGGUCAUCAGAUAGGCACGAGAGGGACGGUGGGAGGAGGAGACAUGGAAGCAGGAGCCCUUCGAGGGAUGGAAGCGAGGAAAGGAGAGCAAGAAUUGAGCAAUGGAACCGAGAACGGGAGGAGAAGCAAGAGGGAGGAGCUUAAGGUGUUACUGUUUUGAGCUCAUGUUCAGAUUUUUAUAUAUCGGUAACCUCAAUCCUAAGAUCGGUGUCUUGAAUUUAUGGUUAUUUCGACUAUGGAUCUUCAUUUGGUGUUCUUUCUUUUUUGGAACUUGAUGGGUGGAACCAAUUCCUAGAUGAUAAUGUGGUCGUUUUCUUGUAGUUUUUGUCUUUGUUUACUGCUAGUUCCUGUGGAAAAUGAUUGUUCAGUAUUUACAAGUCAAUGUCUGGACUAGGAAUGUGUCAAGCUUGAUAUUGUUCUCGCUUCUCAUCCAGUGACCACUUUCGAAUUCGGGUUGUGGGUUGCUUGUAUGAUUAGAACAUAUGUUGCCCUUGUCGAUUCUCAGGCCUAACCAUUUUAGCCUUGUCUUGAAGUGUUUUCGAGUUUGCCGUAGUUAAUUCCGGUUUUUGGGUUACUGAUUUUCGCUUCUUUAGGAAGAAACCUAUCGAAAGGAGCCGAGGAAGAAGUCGAAAUCCAAAUCCAGUUGUGGAUAAACGUGUUUUCUAUCCGAAGUUUUACAUUUUGGUGGUCCAAUUGUUUGUCUUGAGUAGUUUUCUGUGAGUCGAAUGUAAUCCGUCCAAGGGGCCGGGGUGGGGUGGCACGUGAAGUUGAUGAUGCAUAUUGGUCGUGACUCUAGUUCAAUAUAGUUUUCGAUUGUCAUUGUGUCGGUCUUUGGUGAUCCUAUUGUUCAACAGGAUGAUGAAUAGAUCAAAAGCACUCGCGUAUA
Tarenaya hassleriana is the source of this 1870-nucleotide messenger RNA. Its product is annotated as splicing factor U2af small subunit A-like. The transcript has a single exon. Lineage: Eukaryota; Viridiplantae; Streptophyta; Magnoliopsida; Brassicales; Cleomaceae. The coding region runs from base 277 to 1128 and encodes 283 amino acids. The record is from RefSeq and is a predicted model, not a curated record. Gene Ontology annotation, cellular component: U2AF complex; spliceosomal complex. Gene Ontology annotation, biological process: mRNA splicing, via spliceosome. Gene Ontology annotation, molecular function: pre-mRNA 3'-splice site binding; metal ion binding.